Messenger RNA from Penicillium brevicompactum, 2511 nucleotides. RefSeq names its product AP-3 complex subunit beta. Lineage: Eukaryota; Fungi; Ascomycota; Eurotiomycetes; Eurotiales; Aspergillaceae. The transcript has 3 exons. Gene Ontology annotation, cellular component: membrane coat; AP-3 adaptor complex. The record is from RefSeq and is a predicted model, not a curated record. Gene Ontology annotation, biological process: intracellular protein transport; vesicle-mediated transport. Bases 1 to 2511 code for a protein of 836 amino acids.
AUGGAAACGAUUUCCAGGAUAUCCUCGAUGCUGGAAACAGCUCGAGAGCUCACGUUGGAGGCUGCCCAGUCCGCUGCUAUCAACCGAACCUCAAGUACCGACUAUACUUCGAAAACAUAUACUCCCGCACACAUCAAGAAGCUUCUUGACAGCCGCCAUGAGCGGGAGGUCCUGGAUGGAAUGCGGAGGGUCAUUUCGUUGAUGUACCGCUCCGAACCCUCUCUCACGUUCUUUUCGGCCGUCGUUAAGAAUGUCGCUAGCGCCAGUCUCGAAGUCAAGAAACUGGUCUACAUUUACUUGGUUCAUCAUGCGGAGGCCGAACCGGACUUGGCGCUGCUGUCCAUUAACGCGAUUCAGAAGUCGCUGACUGACUCGAACCCGCAGGUGCGAGUCAUGGCCCUCCGCACCAUGUCUGGGAUUCGGGUUCCGGUGAUCAGCCAAAUCGUGUCACUGGCUAUCAAGAGGGGCUGUGGAGAUAUGAGCCCGCAUGUUCGCAAGGCUGCUGCGUUGGCUAUCCCGAAGUGCUACCGUCUAGAUCCGAAUACGCUGCCACAGCUCACGGGGUAUCUGUCAACUCUACUAGGCGACUCCCAGUACUUUGUUGUUGGCCCCGCAGUGGCGGCGUUCCUGGAUCUUUGCCCCGACGAGCUGGACCUGAUUCACAAGCCAUAUCGCAGUCUCGUCAAGAAGCUGGCUGAUAUGGAUGAAUGGGGUCAGCUGGCGACUCUCCGCUUGCUAACAUUCUAUGCGCGUAAAUGCUUCCCCCGCCGGACUCAAAAGGUCAAAUCAUCAGCACCUGUGGCGUUCUACGACGACGAGAAAAAUGAACAGGCAAGCCAGGACACCAGCGAGGAGUAUGAAGUGCAGGUGACAGAUCCUGACCUUGAGCUCCUACUUCGAGCCUGCAAACCUCUAUUGCAGAGCCGAAACUCGGCAGUCAUUGUUAGCGUUGUUCGUUGUUAUCUGUACCUUGCUUCGCCCGAUUACAUUGCCGAAGCAGUUGGACCACUUGUGGCGCUCAUGCGGACUCCGCAAGACAUGCAGCACAUCGCGUUGUUCAACAUUGUUGCCGUGGCCAUGAGAAUUCCCAAGCCAUUCGCCAAAUACACCGCGCACUUCCUCGUCCACGCUAAUGACCCGCCACACAUAUGGCGCCUCAAAUUGGAGGUCCUGACGAUUCUGUUCCCGCAUUGCGGAAAGCACUGGAAGGGUGUGAUAAUCAGCGAGCUAGAGCACUUCUCCAAGGGUACAGACCCUGAGCUAGUGCGAGAGAGCGUCCGGGCCAUCGGUCGUUGUGCGCAAGGGGAUACAAGCACCGCAGACAUGUGCUUGCGCAUUUUGCUGGGGCAGAUCUCCAGCUUGGACGGUAACCUUGUCUCAGAAUCAUUGACCGUCAUUCGUCACUUGAUUCAACAAGACCAAACCUCGCAUAAGAGCACAGUCUUACAGCUUGUUAAGAACCUUGGUACAACAACUCAUCCAGACGCACGAGCUACUAUCAUCUGGCUCAUCGGCGAAUUCGCCGGCGUUGAACCAGAGAACAAUAUCGCGCCUGACGUGCUGCGGAUAUUGAUCAAGGGAUUCGCAGAUGAGACGGAAAUAGUCAAGCAGCAGAUCGUGCUUCUGGGUGCUAAGGUGUACCUCCAUCACCUGUUGCAGAACCCACCAAAGGAGAAGCCAGAAGCACCUGCGCCGACAGAAACAGCCGAAAAGCCCACUAAAGAGUAUCCAAACGAAUGGGCUGAUAACGAAGACGAGGGCCAAGAGAAUGCCGACCAGUCUGCCAAAGAAGGGGAAGGGGAAUCCGAGCAACCAGAAGCAAAGGAAGAAGAAACGGAAGACCGAAUCACCCUCCUGUGGCGGUACAUACUCCUUCUCGCGCGCUAUGACACAUCUUAUGACCUUCGCGAUCGCGCCCGCCUUUACAAAAACCUCUUAGAAACGCCUUCGUCUGUACAGCUCGCCAACCUUCUCCUCCUCGCACCCAAACCCGUCCCCCAUGCUCCAAGCCCAUCUGAGACACGCAAGGAUCUCCUCAUUGGAUCUGCCACGCUAGUCGUGGGCCCGGAAGCAGGAUACCUCGGCCUACCAGGCUAUAGCAACUUGCCAGAUUGGGUGGUGCCCGGCCAGGAGCCCGAUCCUAGUCUCCGCAUCGAUGAAACAAAACCCGAUAUAUCAUCCACCACAACAACAUCGACCGCAGGUGAUCGUCUUGACCGAGCGCUACGCGAGCACCAGUCAACGGUUAUGCCGAAUCGCAAUCGCAAUGGUGCCUCGAUCGGUGUCGAUCCAGCUGGAAAGAAGACCCUUGACCAGUGGCUCCAGGAAGAAGAGGAAGAGGAAGAAACUGAGACAGAGUCCGAAUCGGGGUCCGAAGAAGAAACCGAUUCUGAGGAGGAAACAGACUCAGAUGAAGAGUCUGGCGAAUCUGGAUCUGAAGAGGACUACGAAGAAGAAACAGACUCUGAAACAGAAGCUGUGAAUAAAGAGGCCCGGCAGUUACUUGGUUGA